Penicillium manginii is the source of this 1071-nucleotide messenger RNA. RefSeq lists its product as uncharacterized. The transcript has 5 exons. The coding region runs from base 1 to 1071 and encodes 356 amino acids. NCBI's taxonomy places the organism in Eukaryota, Fungi, Ascomycota, Eurotiomycetes, Eurotiales, Aspergillaceae. The record is from RefSeq and is a predicted model, not a curated record.
AUGAGCUACUACGGCGGGCUGGGUCCUAUGGUGAAUGGCGUCCUCUGGACUGAGGCCGUACUAUUCGCUCUUUUUGUAACACUCAGACUCUAUACUCGAAAGCAGAUUCUCAAUGCUGUCGGUUCUGAUGACUAUAUCUGCAUUCUGGCGCUGGUCGUCCACAUUCUUUACACAAUCUUCGUCACUAUAGCCACUCACUAUGGCCUGGGUAGGCUAUUCGCUGAUGUCGGUGAUCCAGUCAUCUAUUUCACUGCUAUAAAAUACGAAUUGUUUAGCCAGGUGGCUGGUAUAAUGGUUAUUGGCAUUGGAAAGGCCGCUGUCGGCGUUUUCCUACUUCGAAUUGUGCGAAACAAGAUUCAAAUCUGGUUCAUCUAUGUCUGUCUUGGCAUUACCGCCAUUAUCACCUCUUUUGCGAGCAUAGUUGUUAUUGUUCAGUGCUCGCCGGUCGAGAAGAGCUGGAAUCCUACAACACCUGGACAUUGCUGGAUCAAUUUUUCCAAUGUCGGCUAUACAGUUGGAUCCUGGUUUGUAGCCGCCGAUUUGGCCUUUGCCACUCUUCCGUGGUUUGUCGUCUGGGAUCUCAAUAUGAAACGAAAGGAGAAGAUCACCGUCGCAUGUGGUCUGAGUCUCGGAAUAUUUGCCGGCGUUUGUGGUAUUGUCCGUACUGUUGCUCUAAAUGGCCUCGACGCUUCUGAGUACAUCUAUGACACGGUUCCAAUGCUCAUUUGGUCCGCUACGGAAAGUCUCGUUACCAUCAUGUGCUCAUCUAUCCCUGUCCUUCGACCUCUUUAUAUCCGCGUCCGAUACGGCAAAGACGGCAAAGACAGCUCCAUCGGAAACAGCGGCGACAAAACUUCCUACAAAUUGCCUAUGUAUGGUAGCGGUGCUCGAAAGUACGGCAAGUUCUCAAUUUCCAAUACGAAUGACUCGGUCCUUGAGCCGAAGAAUUCUACGAUGGUGAAAUAUCACUCUCGAGAUACCAGCGACGAGAACAUCCUUCAGGGAGCGGCGGGUAUUGAGAGGACGGAUGAGAUUUCCGUUAGUUAUGAGCGAUUCGAUAGCAAGGUCUGA